AUGUCUCUCCACUUGUCCUACGAAACCCUGGUCAUUGCUGUCCGCCAAAAGCAGCUCUACCAGUACUUAGCUGCUUCUACGGCGAGCGUGCUAGUCUUUGAUACCUUGUCCUCCCUUGACGAGGAGAUCAAAUAUGUAUGGAAGUCACGAUGGCAUCCAGUCAAGGUGUUAUACCUCUGGACACGAUAUCAAAACCUUGCAAUUGCCGCUAUGGAGUUGUGGUUUCUCGCUUUUCCAGGUGGACCGUCGGGUCCUGCCUGUUACAAGCCAAUGUCUGCCACGAUAUGUACGUCCUUCUUUUAUAGCAUGUACGCCUAUCUGACAAACUAA
Coniophora puteana RWD-64-598 SS2 is the source of this 330-nucleotide messenger RNA. RefSeq lists its product as uncharacterized. The record is from RefSeq and is a predicted model, not a curated record. NCBI's taxonomy places the organism in Eukaryota, Fungi, Basidiomycota, Agaricomycetes, Boletales, Coniophoraceae. Bases 1 to 330 code for a protein of 109 amino acids. The transcript has 5 exons.